AUUGAGAGGGGCCUUCUUCUUAUUCCAUUUUUUUAAUCACCAAAAUGAUUAUUCACAGGUAAAAUAACGGAGCACAUUUGUUGAUUUUGGUUUCGUUCACAGGUGAGCUAGAGAGAAAGCAAAGAUGGGGUUGAUUUUAACAAAGCUGUUCGGUAGUUUUUUUGGUAAGAAGGAGAUACGAAUUCUGAUGGUGGGUCUUGACGCAGCCGGUAAAACCACCAUUUUGUAUAAGCUUAAGCUUGGAGAAAUCGUCACUACCAUCCCCACCAUUGGAUUUAAUGUUGAGACAGUGGAAUACAAAAACAUCGGCUUCACUGUGUGGGAUGUUGGUGGUCAGUACAAGAUCCGUCCACUGUGGAGACAUUAUAUCCAGAAUACUCAAGGCCUAAUUUUUGUUGUGGAUAGCGAUGACAGGGAUAGAGUUGCUGAGGCAAAGGAUGAGUUAGAUAAGAUGUUGAGUGAGGAUGAACUGAAAGAGGCUGUUUUGCUUGUACUUGCUAACAAACAAGAUCUUCCAAGUGCAAUGAAGGCCGCCGAAAUAUCUGAUAAGCUUGGUCUAGAUUCUCUUAAUGAACGGCAGUGGUAUAUCCAGAGCACAUGUGCAACCACUGGAGAUGGUCUUUAUGAGGGGUUAGAUUGGCUUUCCAGCAACAUCAUUGGCACAACAAACACAUGAACAAGAUAAUACAGAUCUACCAACAAGUUCAUCUUCACCACCACAAGUCGCAUCUAAUCCACCGUCAAGUUUAUUGCCUCCACCAAAGGAUCAUUGUAAGAAGAGGAGUAAGGGACGAGUGUAGUCCGAGACUUUAGAUGUUGAUGAUGAUGGACAAGUCUCAUUGGACAGCGACAAUGGACGUCUCUAUGUCGGAUGGAUGUUGUAACCUCUACCACAAGGGUGGGAUUGUCAUCAUCAAAGUCAUGGACAUCGUUUUAGUACGACAUCAUUUCAGAUUCAUUUAUGUAAAUUUCAUUGGUUAUGAUCUAGAUGAUGCCGGAGAUGAGGUUUAAUGUUGUGAGACAUUUCGAUGAGCCUUUG
Molecule: messenger RNA, 1039 nt
Organism: Mangifera indica (mango)
Lineage: Eukaryota; Viridiplantae; Streptophyta; Magnoliopsida; Sapindales; Anacardiaceae
Product: ADP-ribosylation factor-like
Exons: 6
Coding region: 125-676 (183 amino acids)
Biological process (GO): intracellular protein transport; vesicle-mediated transport
Cellular component (GO): cytoplasm
Molecular function (GO): GTP binding; GTPase activity
Source: RefSeq, a predicted model, not a curated record